AUGGAAAACGCAUCAAGAAUCAGCCCUAACUUUGUACUUAUUGGACUUGUAGAGAUAGGAAAUGUGAAAUAUCUCUACUCUGUGCUGGCCUUGGUCCUGUACAUCGCCAACAUGAUGUUAUGUUCUGCCAUCAUCUGGGCCAUCUGGUUGGAAGCCAAGCUUCAUGAACCCAUGUACAUUUUUAUCGGUAACUUGGUCUUCAACGCUAUCAUUGGAAGCUCAACCAUCUUGCCCAAACUAGUGACUGAUCUACUUUUUGGGGUUAAAACUAUUAACCUCUCCAGCUGUCUCGUUCAGUCGUUCUGCAUUGAGUGUGUUGCUUAUGCCGAAAUUUUUACUUUUACCAUCAUGGCGUACGAUAGAUAUUUAGCUAUUGGCAACCCGUUGAGGUAUCCGACCCUGAUGACCAACCAGAAAGCUCUCAUGUGUGUUUCCAUAGCUUGGCUCAUCAUCUUCAUAAACCGAAUCAUAGGGGGGAUAUUGGCUGCAACAUUAACCUUUUGUGGGGUGAUCAUCAACAACAUCUAUUGUGAGACUAUGUCCAUUGUUCGUCUCGCAUGUGGUGAUACAACCAUCAACAAUGUCUUCGGCACAACCGGCACUCUUGUUGUGAUCUCAGCGUCUGCCCAUCAGAAAGCCAUUAACACCCUGGUGACGCACAUCGCUGCCUUCUCUACCUUUAUGGUGGCCACCUUGUUUGUUGGUUUUCGGGGGAGUCAUGGGGACAUAGAAUGCAAGGAAAGUCAGGCUGGGGACUACGAAUGA
This is a messenger RNA of Hyla sarda, 765 nucleotides long. RefSeq names its product olfactory receptor 142-like. Gene Ontology annotation, cellular component: membrane. Gene Ontology annotation, molecular function: olfactory receptor activity. The record is from RefSeq and is a predicted model, not a curated record. Gene Ontology annotation, biological process: G protein-coupled receptor signaling pathway. The transcript is spliced from 3 exons. Lineage: Eukaryota; Metazoa; Chordata; Amphibia; Anura; Hylidae. Bases 1 to 765 code for a protein of 254 amino acids.